GAAGGACACAACCAACAUUUUUAAGAGUACUACAGUACGGCUCGGCUCUCGGCUGGUCAACGGUUCUCAUUAAGUUUAGUAUGAAAGAAUCUCGUAGACGGUUAACAUUGCGUCUUCACCUUAAAGCGUUUUUUAUACUUUAUUGAGAAAACGUAGAUAUAGGUAUCCUAUAAACGCGUGUUGACUUUUUACUUUAUAAAUUAUUAUACCAUAUAUUACGGUAAAAGUGAAACAGUGCUGUGUAUUUAAAAUUAAAAUAUGGUCCCUCGAAAAAUGCCGCCUGGUUCCUGUGAUUUUCAGUUGCCUCAUCAGUGAUCUUCUAUGAUCUCCAAGGAGAAUGUUUUUGUUUAUGUACAGGGCACUGCUAGUUUUACAGGCUCUAACGGGUUGUGGGUUAAUCCAUGGAGCCCUGAAUGGAGUGGAGCGUCACAAAGGGCCUACCCGGCCCUGAGCAUUGACAGAUGGCGACAGGGGCCUCGGCGCCUAUAGCGCCAGGACCGGAUUCUCGACACGAGUCCGACCUGUACAUCAGGCCUGGCUGGGUGGAUGGAGAUGUCGCUUUGGCGCAAAUAAAUCAGGAAAAAGCAGUUGGUGAUCGCGGCAUCCUAUGGAUUCGGAGCAAGAUUCAGAGACAGCUAAAAUCCUUUGGAAAAACAUUGGAAACUCACGCCGGGAAAUUUUUGUUUGUCAGUAUCCUGGCUAUAGCGACCUUUUCGGUGGGACUCAAAAGUAUGAUGUUUCAUACUGAUAUCGAACUUCUAUGGGCCGAACCCCCAACCACCCCCGAGGCUUCGCCUAAGGAAUUGCUCUCUACUCACCAAAUGGUUGUGCAGACUGGAGUAGAUCCAGAUGUUGAUCUGCUUAAUCCACAUGGCCUUUUGGAGCACUUACUUCUAGUCCAAAAAGCCACACAAGUUAGCGUUAAUAUGUUCGAUAUAACAUGGAGAUUGAAAGACUUUUGCCAAUCACCUAGCAUUCCUAAUAUAGAUGCUCAUUAUAUUGAGCAAAUGUUUGAAAACAUAAUGCCCUGUUCUAUUGUUACUCCACUAGAUUGCUUUUGGGAGGGAUCUAAACUUCUUGGACCUGAUUAUCCUGUACAUAUACCAUAUGGUAUUGGAGAUCAAAUAAAGUGGACAAACCUCAACCCAGAAGAUUUAGUACAUCGAAUGAAAAACAAAGAAUCAAAUUUCGACUAUCAUUCCCUGGAAGAUUACCUAAAACGUGCUGGUAUAACCAGUGGUUACCAAAAAAAGCCUUGCCUUGACCCCAAAGAUCCAGAAUGCCCUUUAACAGCCCCCAAUAUCAACUCAUCAAAUCCCUUGGAUGUGGGUGCAGAACUUACUAGUGGAUGUUAUGGCUUUGCUGCAAAAUAUAUGCAUUGGCCUGAAGAACUUAUUGUCGGUGGAGUAAAAAAAAACAAAACGGGCCAUAUAAAGGGAGCUAAGGCAUUACAAACUGUGGUUCAGCUAAUGGGGGAGCAGGAACUCCAUGAUUUUUGGGCUGGACAUUAUAAAGUGCACCACAUUAGUUGGAACCAAGAGCGGGCAAGUACAGUUUUGAAUGCUUGGCAGAAAAAGUUUGCACAGGAAGUAGAUCGUCUCACCAGAUCCAAGAAGAGUUCCUCUUCGUCAUAUUCAUUCGUAACCUUUUCGACUGCAAACGUGAAUAAAAUUCUGAAAGAAUAUGCGAGAACUGACUUUAUAAAAUUCGGUAUAGUGAUAGGCGUAGUGUCUGUGUAUGGUUGGGUUAUUCAAUCUCCGUUAGCUUUUAUAGGGACAGUAGUCCUAUCUAGCACAGCUGCAGCAGCUUUAGGAGUAUGUAGUUUAAUCGGGCUACCAAUGAACUUGCUCAGUACGCAUGUAUUACCUUUCGUGACUGUUGGUCUUGCCAUGCGUGAUAUGUUCCUUAUGUUAAAUACUCACAAUAAAAACUUAAUGCCGUCUGAAAUAUUACUACGAACUGGACCUAGUAUAGUGUCCGCAAUGUUAAUCAAUGCUGCCGCAUUUCUUGCAACUGCAAUUUUGCCAGUGCCCGCACUUAGAGUAUUCGCGUUACAGUGCGCGGUUAUGGUUAUCUUCCACAGUGCCGCGCUACUUAUUAUAUUUCCUUGCCUGUUGGCUCUGGAACAGCGAUGUAGAAAAUCUGAUGUACCUUGCUUUAGAAGUGAUACCAAAUGCAAAACAUCUAAUAUCCAGAACAAUAAUAAUAACCCGGAGCAUGGAGCGAACCUUUUAACAGCCGAAGUCAUUUGCCAACAAAAAAAAAGCAUUGUGUCAUACUUUGUGAUUCGAUACUUCCAGUCGGUGUUACUUCAACCAGCUGUUAAGUUGAUUGUAUGCUUAGCCUACGCCAUAUUAAUAGUAUUUUUUGUGUUCAAUAUUCUUAAGUUGCAAUUUGAUGUUAGACUAUCCACAUUUUUGCCAAGAAAUACUCAGGAAUACAAGUAUCUCGAAGCACAAAAUAAUUAUUUUGGAUUUUAUAAUUUUUAUUUAGCUACUACAGAGUUGGAAUAUCCAUUUAAUCAGCCGUUACUUCACGAAUAUCAUUCAUCACUUUCUCAUGUUCCUCAUGUACUUAAAGAUUCGAAUGGUGGUUUGAGUAUGAAUGAUUUUUGGUUGGAGAAUUUCAAGGAAUAUCUUGAAGAUCUUCAAAGAGAGUUUGACGAAAGUAGAAACGCCAGUUGCCUGAAUAGCGAAAAAUGGUUCCCAAAUGCCACCGAAAAAGCAGUAUUAGCAUUUAAGUUAAUGGCACAAACUGGCAUUGUAGAAUUUCCAGUAGAUAAAAGUACGAUAUUUAAGAAAAGACUGGUACAAGGUGGUAUUAUUGAUCCCAAAGCAUUUUACAAUUAUUUGUCCGUUUGGAAUAGUAACGAUCAGAUAUCGUAUAGUAGUAGUCAAGCGGACUUGACACCAAAACCAUUUCAAUACUAUAGUUCAAAAGCGGAAUUUGAUUUGAAAAUUCCUAGAUCACAACCAUUGACUUACACUCAAAUGCCAUUUUACCUCAAAGGACUUAAAACUACCGGAGAUAUUAUAUCUACUUUAAAGCAAAUUAAAACCAUUUCUGAAGAAUUUAAUAAUAGAGGCCUCAAAAACUAUCCUAUAGGGCUUAUUUUUGCUUUCUUCAAUCAGUUCCUACUUCUAGAGAGAUUAAUAUCCGCACAGUUGGUACUCACCCUAGCCUCAGCAGCUUUAGUUGCUUGCCUUUCAGUUAAAUGGACUAAAUUGUGGUGUUCUUUAUUUGGAGUGAUUGGAGCUAUGCUUCCCCUAUGUCUUGUCAAUAUAAACGCGUUCAGCAGUACUAUGGGAGCUUUGCAUUUUAUUAUUGUUGGCAGAAAUGUUCUUCUAUUAACCACAGGGUUUUUAAGUGCCGUGGGUAGCAGAGAAAGAAGGGUAAAAAUGUCUUUAGAAAUCAAUGCUGAUCCGAUAAUUAAAGGCGAUUUAGGACUUCUAAUAUCUAUUUUGAUUCUCACUAUAUCAGAAUUUGAAUUUAUCCAUAACCAAUUUUUUAUGUUCCUAAUUAUAUCCAUAGCAACCUCAUUCGCAAAUUCGUUAAUAUUCUUUCCUUUGAUGCUUGCUUUGAUUGGCCCAAAGGGUGAAAUUGUUCCUAUUGAGCACGAGCAUAGAAUUUCAACUCCACCUCCAUCAUCUCCACCGCCACCUCCAGAAAAUCCUAAAGUUUUCUCCAAGCCAUCCCGCAGAAAUACCACCAGUAAACCCACUAGGGAAACUAGUUUAACAACAAUAACAGAGGAAAGUUGCAAUCAGAGUAUCGUCGUUGAACCCCAAGUAACGGUCGAGUACAGUAGCCCAGAAUCUAGUUCAAGUGGACCUUAUACAACUAAAGUAACUGCAACUGCAAAUAUUAAAGUGGAACUUGUUACGCCAGUGUAUCGUUCCAGCAAGUGCAGUAAUAAAUGCCAUAGGAACUCAAAGUGUAGUACUCGAGUCAGGCAAAAACCUGUUCCAACUCAGUCUCAGCAGCAGCAGUGCAAAUGUUGUAAGGACUCUGAUAGUAGCGAUAGUACUGCCGAGGCAGAGCCUUGCCAGUCAAGCUAGCAUCUUGUUACCAUGCUAGAAUACUUAAUUUAACCAAUUCUAUGGAUUUUCUUUUAAAUUAUUAACUAUAGGUUCAGAGUACAGUUUUAUUUGUAUACCUAAUAAAAAUAAUGAUUUUGGCAGUAUUAUUUUAUAUUAGUGCAUAGUGCAUGGCACCUAUAGCCUGUUAGGUGGUUGACAUUAAUUUGAUAUUGAUCGCCAACUCUUCAAAAGUGAUACGAAUACGGCUAAGGUAGGUGUGGGAAAAAUUAUCUUGCUCCAUAUCAAUGCAAUAGUUUUAAAGAUUGACAAGAAACUAAAACAUUUUUGAUGAACAUAUUUUCUCCGUGCGUAUUAAAAAAUACAAUUUGAUCGCAACUACAAAAAAAUUUAAAAUUCAACAAUUAAAAUAAUGAAAAUUAGGUAGGUACCUACCUAUCACCUGACUAGUAGUAACUUAAAAGCUUUUGUUCAUAAAAAAACAUCUACUUAUACAUUUUUGAUUGGUGUGUUUUAUUUUUCUAGCUAUGGUAAUUUUUCUCUUCUUUUUAUAGAAAUGGUUAUUUUAAGUGAGCCAAAAAAAAAAAAAUGUAUAAAAUGUUCAUAUUGCAUAUAUGUAUACCAUCCAUUUAUUUAUUUUUUUAAAAAUCAUGUAAGAUAUUUACUACUUUAGAUUUAUUUCUCCUAUAGGUAUUAUUUAUAUUUUUUGUAAGCGAAAAAAUUGAAAAAAUAAAAUAAAAACCUGUUUUAUUUUAAAUACUGCUACGUUUCAUUGCCACAUCCCUUCAGCACCACUAGUCCUAGGAAUGACAUAAUGAGGAAAGUUUACUAAAAAAAUUGAAGAUAUUGGCUAAAUAAAAAUGAUCAAAUGAUAAAAUUUAGGCAUAAAUAGUAAGUUUGCCGAAACAUAUAUUUUAUUAUUAUCUAGAAUAAGGCCGCUGUUUGGCCCACGGAUUCAUUGUCCAUAAUUACUAUAAGAAAAGCAAUUUUCAUUCAGAUAAUUUAGGUAACAAGUAAACCACAUUAAUUAGCCGCAAAAGACUUUAAUUAAACAUCGGGAAAUUUCAAUUGAAAUAAAAGUAAUUUUAUUAUUUAAACCCUAUAUACUUUGUUAUAAAUAUAACUUAUUACAUUUUAAAAUAUGUAAGAAUAAAUUGAAUCCUAUUAAUUCAAUUGUAUUUCAUUAACUUCAAUUUAUUGAAUGGUUUAUCUCAAUUAUUGUACAUUGCCUCAAUAAUAUCUUUAUAUUUUUGCUCCACAAUCCUCCUUUUUA
This is a messenger RNA of Ceutorhynchus assimilis (cabbage seed weevil), 5310 nucleotides long. The record is from the annotation of a GenBank genome assembly. NCBI's taxonomy places the organism in Eukaryota, Metazoa, Arthropoda, Insecta, Coleoptera, Curculionidae.